AUGGCUGGUCAGCUCUCACUCAAGAAAGCAGAGCAAGCCAAAGACGAACUCGACCGCACAGUUCGCUCCCUCAGCACUGAUUUUCAGCUUCAGCUUCACAUCCCAGACCUAACGCUGUCGCCCAGUAAGCGCCGGCAACAGCAUCGCAAUGGAGACCAAGAGCGAAGCGAACACAUCUACUUAUGCGCAUAUCGCCUCAAGUUUCAGGACCCCAACCGUCUCGCAAUAUGUCUGACUCGCUUCCGUGAGCAGGCGGACGAGCAUCUCAAGAAUUGGAUCCGGAAGCCCCGCGCUGACCCUGAUACGACCCCAAGCAAAUCCUUUGGCCCACCCCGUUCUCAUGCCCGCUUGGCCUCUGAGGAGCGGGCCGAACUGCAAGACUUUCUACUGCAGUUGCUUAAAGACGACAAUAUCGCGAGUCGCCAGCGUUCCAAGCACUCAAAGCGCAAGUCUGAUGAAUUCCCAGAUCCUAGCUCCAAGAGAUCUAGAAACUCUUUCGAAGGUUCUCCCGCGUGCGAGAGCAUUGACAGCAUCCCAGUUCGCUCUAGAGCUGUGGCCUCCAGUAGCCGUCUAUUAACGGGACGGCCCGCUAGAGGCGCAGGUACAUCAUCCUUCACCAAUGGCAUCGCCACCGCGUCAUUUGCCAGCACUCAGCCAUCGUCCUUCGGUACAAGGUCAUUUAAUUCCAGUAAAGUUUCACUGGCUCCAACUGUCUUCACAAAUGACUACGCGCCGAGUACUCAAGCAACUACUGUGACCAACACCUCUUUCAAAAGAUCCCAGCUUCCGUUCCAGGCCACGCAACCGUCCCUCACAAGCAAUGCGACGUCUUCAAAAGACAUUCAGAUUCCCUUCUCUCAAAGCAUCCGAAAAUUUGCGUACCAACCACCGAGCGAGGAAAAUCGCAAUGACAUUGAUCCCCCAAAACCGCCUUCAUUUCGGAGGUAUGAGGAUCGAACGCCCCCAGAGCCUGUCAUCGAUCUCACAGAUGAUGAUGAGCCCGAGGAAGAGCCAAGGCUUCCAAUUCUGUCGAUACCUCAGCCAAUCAAAAGUCAAGUUGACUUUAAAAGAGCAGGCAUGAUUCGAUCGAGCAGUCCCGCGACAGCCUACUCUAGCCUACCAGAGAUGAAUGAGUUCGAUACCAUGCUGUUCGAUGCUCCCAUCUCUGAUCCAGAAUUGCCUGAGUGUCUGCUGACAGAUCGUCUUCGGAACAUCUGGCCAAAGUUCCCCAUUCCCGGGCUGAAUCAGGCGCCUCUGAUUAUCCUGUGGGAGCUUACCCGUGCCGCGCUUCAUUGUCGCGUGGAUCUGUCUACAUGGGAUCUCGAAUACCAGCCCAAUGAUAGUUGGCAUGAUCAGACCAAGUUCCGAGGUCAGCUCUUUAGACAUCGACUCUUUGUGGGACAGGGCUUGCCUCCAGCUUGCGAUCGUGCUGUCUGGGAUGCUGCGUUUGGAUCAUUCGCCUCACACGACAAAGCCGUUGUUCUUGCCGGAGAAUUUGUCUGUAAUACAGAAGAUACUGGGCAACUAUACCGACUAAAACUCCAGCCUCCACGUCUUGAACUCGGGCAUCGACUGGCUCGCCGCUUUGGUGCAGAUCGCUUCUUGGAAGUCAUCAUGCCGUCGCCCACUUCUAGAGAUGCUCCCGAUCUGAUCAGGCAAGACCCCCAGGGCGCAGAUAAGGUCAUAAAGUGGUUGACAGAAAGCUUCCAUUACUUUGUCGGUCGAUCGUGGGCAGCUUUCUACACUCGCGAGGCCAAGAAGUCCAUCAAGGAUCCGCGCCCUCCUCACAAGUCACUUACGAUCAUGCAAGAGCGCGUGUAUUUCUUUGCAACUGACGGUAUCAACUUUCGUAUUCCCAUGAGCCAGUUCCCUCCUCUGGAAGAAGCGACCUCUCCGGGACACCGCACAAAGAUGAGGCGCUGUGAUCUCUUGAACUGGGCUAUCAACAUUGAGCAGAACUCGUCGCAACCGGUACCCAAGCUCUUCUCACGACUUGCUCUCAGCCUCAGUAAGACUGUUCCCACCAUCGUCAUUGAACCUCACCAAUUUCGACAUCUCGACACUAUGUUAGGCUUCCACAAGUACAUGACCAAGAAAGAGAAGAAGGAGCAAAAAGAUAUGGGUGAUGGUAUCGGCCGAAUGUCUCGAAACCUUGCGCGCAGGAUAGCAACGCACAUGGGACUCUUGGAAACGCCAUGUGCGUUCCAGGCUCGUAUUGGCAGCGCGAAAGGGAUGUGGAUUGUCGACGUCGAAGAUGAUGGAUUGGACAAUGACGAUUGGAUCGAGACUUAUCCCUCGCAGCGAAAAUGGAAUUGCGACUUCGAAGACGUUCACCACCGGACAUUCGAGGUACGCGAGUGGUCCAGAGAGCUACGGUCAGCUGCUCUCAAUACACAAUUCAUCCCGGUUCUCGAGGCACAGGCACAUGUACCCCAGGACAUGCGCAAUGUCAUUGCUCGUCACCUCGCGAAUGGCCUUCAAGAGGAGAUCGGGGGUCAGCUCGCUGCCAUGACCCAUCCGACCAAUCUUCGUGGGUUUACACAUCGCGGCUUUGACCGAGCGACAUUGGGAAACGUCCCCUUCCUAGGCGCCCUACCAGAGCGAGAAGAAGACAUUAUCUCAUACAUGCUCGACGCUGGCUUUGACGCCACCAAGUGUCGGUUUCUGCGAGACAUGGUAUGGAAAGCCCAGAAAAGACAGGCUGACCAGCUCAAAGAGAAGAUGAACAUCAAGAUUCCUCGCUCAACUUAUGCAUUCAUGACGGUGGACUUUACCGGUACUUUGGAAGAAGGCGAGGUACAGCUUGCUUUCUCCUCGAAAUUCCAAGCAGACGGCGAAUCAGACACACUACUCGAUGGGAUCGACAUCCUCGUAGCUCGAGCCCCUGCUCACUUUGUCAGCGACAUUCAGAAAGUCAAAGCUGUAUUCCGACCGAACCUGAAAAGACUCAAAGAUGUCAUUGUCUUCUCGUCGAAGGGUAAGUCUCCGCUGGCCGAUUUGCUUUCUGGUGGCGACUACGACGGCGAUUUGGCUUGGAUCUGCUGGGACCCUGAUAUUGUCAACAACUUCAACAACGCGCCAAAACCAGUCGAGCCUGAUCUCGUUGGACAAGGAUAUCUCCGAAAGUGCAACCCAAGUUUCGAGUCCAUCUUGAAUGCGGCGGCCGAUGUCGACAGUGCAUGCGCAUAUUUUCUUUGUACAGCGAUAUCAUUCAACAUGCAACCUGGGUAUCUAGGUAUCGCAACCAAGUUUAAAGAAAAGCUGUGCUAUCUCGAAAGAGGUGUGAACAGUGAGCGAGCUGUUGCUUUGAGCACAUUAGUCGCUCUACUGGUCGACCAAGCCAAACAAGGACUGUUGUUCACUCGCGAGGACUACGAUCGGCUGAAGCGCGACAUGAACAUGAAGGGCAAAGACCCAGAAUAUGAAAAUGACAGGAGUUCUAGACGCAACUACGUCAACAGGGACGGUUCUAUCCAUAUCCUUGAUGAGCUCAAGUUCGUGGUGGCUGAAGACACAAUCGCAGAUGUGUUGAAGAGAUUCUAUGAUGCUCUCUUUGGGAAGGAUGUUCCUGUGCAAGCGUGGGACAAGGAUUUGGCCCGUCUUUGGGACGACUUUGAAAGCCAGAAGAACGAAUCGAAGAUCAUUGGCAGACUCAUGACUGCGCUCCACGCGCAGGUUUCCGGGACCAUUAAAGAGUGGAAGAGGGCGAUGGCGGGAGGGAGAAUCGAUUCCUCGCACAAUGAAUUUCCCGCCAAAGUCAGAGAACUAUAUCAGAAAUGGUCCUCAUAUCAACCGCCCCAAGAGCUCCUGAUGUCGAAGCAAGUUAAGCCCCUCCUCGACAAAUGGAACGGCGAUCCAUCCCUCAGCAGAUGGGAGCUCCUCAAAGCAUCUACCAUGUUCAAACUCAGCUAUAAUGAAGCAUACCUCAUGCUCUGGCAUCUCUCAGGUAAGCAGCUCGCAUGGAUGAAAGCUACGAUGUCGUGCAGCACAUCCGACGCAAGCGCGAUCGCAGUGACGGCUGAGAUGUGGAGCAUUCUCAGACCUGAUAACAAGCGGAUCGCUGCCCUUAAUGCAAGAAGGCAGAUUGGGCAUGAUAAUGAGAGUCUGGCGGCGCUGGAAGAGGUCAUGGAGUAUGAUGAGACAGGGACGCAGAUCGACGAUGCCUAG
Molecule: messenger RNA, 4167 nt
Organism: Fusarium fujikuroi IMI 58289
Lineage: Eukaryota; Fungi; Ascomycota; Sordariomycetes; Hypocreales; Nectriaceae
Product: related to qde-1 RNA-dependent RNA polymerase (RdRP)
Exons: 2
Coding region: 1-4167 (1388 amino acids)
Biological process (GO): siRNA processing
Cellular component (GO): nuclear RNA-directed RNA polymerase complex
Molecular function (GO): RNA-directed RNA polymerase activity
Source: RefSeq, a predicted model, not a curated record